AUGAUACCUGUGUUGUGCAAUAUCUUUGGUAGUGAUAAGGUUGAUAAUACAAUAAAUGAUAAGAAUAAUUCGAAAAUUGAUCAAAAUAUACGAACAAUACGUCGUGCUAUUACUACUACUAUUACUGCUAUUGUUAUUACGGUUAUUACUAUUACCAUUACCAUUACUAUUACCACUACUAUUACUACUACGAUGCCAAUACCAUCGAUCACCGUAAUUUUUUCCGCCGAAACAACUUGUCGUCUGAUUGUUCGGUGA
Loa loa (African eye worm) is the source of this 258-nucleotide messenger RNA. RefSeq lists its product as hypothetical. NCBI's taxonomy places the organism in Eukaryota, Metazoa, Nematoda, Chromadorea, Rhabditida, Onchocercidae. Bases 1 to 258 code for a protein of 85 amino acids. The transcript has a single exon. The record is from RefSeq and is a predicted model, not a curated record.